GAUAUCAGGGCUCGUUCUGUCAAAACUGCCUCUUUCGUUCCCGAACAACCAUCCGGUGUUAACGUGUACGAGUGUAAAAACCUUCAAAAUGCCCACUGAUCCCAUGAGUUUCGCCAAGGAUUUCCUCGCUGGGGGCAUCUCGGCGGCUGUGUCCAAGACAGCGGUGGCCCCCAUCGAGCGCGUGAAGCUCCUCCUCCAGGUCCAAGCCGCUAGCAAGCAAAUUGCCGCCGACAAACAGUAUAAAGGGAUCAUCGAUUGCCUGGUCCGUAUCCCCAAAGAACAGGGAUUCUUCAGUUUCUGGCGUGGAAAUCUCGCCAACGUGAUCCGUUAUUUCCCAACCCAGGCAUUGAACUUCGCCUUCAAGGAUGUCUACAAACAGAUGUUCUUGGGCGGUGUUGACAAAAACACCCAAUUUUGGAGGUAUUUCGCCGGUAAUUUGGCGUCAGGUGGUGCCGCUGGUGCGACAUCACUUUGCUUCGUCUACCCUCUAGAUUACGCUCGUACUCGUUUGGGCGCCGAUGUCGGCAAAGGCAAGGGCGAAAGGCAGUACACCGGCCUUCUGGACUGCAUUAAGAAGACAGUGAAAUCGGACGGACCGAUCGGUUUGUACCGAGGUUUCGUUGUCUCAGUGCAAGGUAUCAUCAUCUACCGUGCCUCCUACUUCGGCUUCUUCGAUACUGCCAAGGGAAUGUUGCCCGAUCCCAAGAACACACCGUUCCUCAUCUCAUUCCUUAUUGCACAGUGCGUAACGACAGUUUCUGGAAUUACGUCAUAUCCAUUCGACACCGUCAGAAGGCGUAUGAUGAUGCAGUCUGGACGCGCUAAAGCUGAUAUUAUGUACAAGAAUACGUUGGAUUGCUGGAUCAAGAUCGGCAAAACCGAAGGCCCAACUGCCUUCUUCAAAGGAGCGUUCUCUAACGUUCUCCGUGGCACUGGCGGAGCUUUGGUUCUUGUACUAUACGACGAGCUUAAAGCUUUGCUCUAAACAGAAAUAGUAGAAUUAUUACGGUUUAAAUUAUUAAUUGUCUCAUAAUUUAUUUGUUUCAUUCCGUGGUUGAUGCAUUUUUUAGGCCGACAUUCCUUUUUUUAACACUAUCAGGCGCAGGAAUUUACAUUCCAGCAAUUUUUUUUCGUUACACGGUUUUAAUAAUGGCAUUGUAAGCUGAAGUAUUGAUAGCCCUGUAUUUUAAAUCCUGUAUAUUUUAACAGCCGUUUACCAAUAAACAGUUGUGAUAAGUUA
Molecule: messenger RNA, 1240 nt
Organism: Tribolium castaneum (red flour beetle)
Lineage: Eukaryota; Metazoa; Arthropoda; Insecta; Coleoptera; Tenebrionidae
Product: ADP,ATP carrier protein 1
Exons: 4
Coding region: 89-985 (298 amino acids)
Biological process (GO): mitochondrial ATP transmembrane transport; mitochondrial ADP transmembrane transport
Cellular component (GO): mitochondrial inner membrane
Molecular function (GO): ATP:ADP antiporter activity
Source: RefSeq, a predicted model, not a curated record